Molecule: messenger RNA, 1872 nt
Organism: Didymodactylos carnosus
Lineage: Eukaryota; Metazoa; Rotifera; Eurotatoria; Philodinida; Philodinidae
Source: the annotation of a GenBank genome assembly
AUGACAACAAAUACGAAAAACAACGUGAGUACAAAGACAUCAUCGUUACCACCAACAAAUAUAACAAAAUUGAAUGAACUGAUUCGUCUGUUGAUAAAUCAUGCAGCAGAUAAUCAUUCUUAUCGUACAUUUUUAUCCGAAAUACAAAAAUUAUUAACACCUUCAUCCUCAAAUUCAUUACCGAUUUAUUCUAGUCCAUUCUCUCAUUUUCAAUUACUAGAAUCAAUAUCUACUAUUAAAAUCGUUCUAACAUUACCAAUAUCUCAGCCAUCAUCUGAAUUAUAUCAUCAUUCACUCGGAUAUUAUCUGUUACUCUUAUCAUUACAUACCCAUAAAUUAUUUGUUGAACAAAUAUUAAAAGAUGUUCACAAAUUGAAAAAACAUAUUGAAUAUUGGAAACAUAAUCAAAAAACUCCAAUAUCUUCCUUAAUCCAUCAGAUAACUACAACAUAUUUCUUUGAUAAGGAAACCGAUGAUAUAUUAGCAUCAGAAAAACUAAAAUAUUUAAAAAAUUAUGAAUUUAAAUGGAUGAAUUCAAUUGGAAAAUUAUGUUAUUCAAUAUCAACAUUAAACAAUUAUUUAUCAUCAACAUCAACAAAAAAUGAAUUUAUUAAAGCAUUAGAUACAGUUGAAGUAUAUACAAAUUAUUUAUAUUUUUUAAUUUUUGAUGGUACUCUCCUAACAUUAAAUUAUCAAUCAACAAAAAAAAUAAUUGAUCUAAUUAAUUGUUAUGAACAUAUUUUAUUAUCACUUCCCGAAUUUCAUCAACAAUUAUCUAUUAAAACUCGUUUAUAUCAUCAACCAACACAUUUAAAACGUUAUUGGGCAUAUUAUACAUUUGGAACUUUAACAUCUCUCUAUCUAAUAUAUAAAUUAUAUUCAAAACAAAAAGAAAUUAUCAAUCAAUUUUAUUCAACAUUUGAUUCAUUUAAAUUUUUUAUGUCUGAACAUUUAUUUAUACCAUUAAAAGCUAUUUAUGAAUCAACAUUUCAUUCAAAAUCAUCACAAGCAAUAUUUGAAAAUACACAAAAAAAUUAUCAAAAUUCAAAAAUAAUAUUGGAACAAAUGAUAGAACAAUAUGGUAUAGAACAUUCAAAACAAUUAUCUCAUAUUGAACAUGUUGAUAUUGAUCAAUUUCUAACAACUUUACAUGAACGAGCAGUCAAUGAAGAUAUGAAUGUUGUUAUGAAAUAUUAUCAAUAUGAAUUAGAUCAACCUAUUCGAUCAGCAUUAUUUGGAGAUUUAAUCAAAGGUAUUCUUAUUCAAGUACAAAAAGUAAAAGUUGAUGGUGAAUCAUUGGCCAUUCAAAUUGAUCAAUUAAUGAAACAAAAUCAAAUUAAUUUUAGUUUAUUGGCUACUAUACCAGCAUUUUUAUUAAUUACAUUUUUAACAAUUACUACAAAAAAUACAAUUGUUAAUCGAGUAAUUAAACGUCGAAAAUUUGAUUAUACUAUAAUUCUUAAACAAAUUAUUCGUAAAUUACGACAUAUUGAACAAUUAUUGAUAUUUAAUACAGAAUUAUCGACAAAAAAUCUACAACAACCAUUAUCAACUACAAUGAAUUAUAAUAAUAAUUUAAUUAAUAUUGACGAAGAAGAUCUUAAUAAUUCAACUGCCAUUGAUCAAAGUAUAAUUAUUGUUGAUAAUACAACAACAAAUGACGUAUUUCAAAUGAAUAAUUUGACAUUUGGUCAAUUAUUAUGUUUGAUUUAUGAAUUAAAAUUUUACACAGUACAACUGAGAUCAACAAGACUUCUAUCGAAUGAAAUUAAUGAAGAUGUUAAUCUAUUAACGAAUACAACACUAACAAUAAAACAAAAGCUUUUAUUAAUAAAGCAAAUAUUUCAUUCAUACAGUUUCCUAUCUAAAUAG